Harmonia axyridis is the source of this 14161-nucleotide messenger RNA. RefSeq lists its product as uncharacterized. Gene Ontology annotation, cellular component: nucleus. The record is from RefSeq and is a predicted model, not a curated record. The coding region runs from base 886 to 13656 and encodes 4256 amino acids. Gene Ontology annotation, molecular function: RNA polymerase II cis-regulatory region sequence-specific DNA binding; DNA-binding transcription factor activity, RNA polymerase II-specific. Gene Ontology annotation, biological process: regulation of transcription by RNA polymerase II. The transcript is spliced from 19 exons. NCBI's taxonomy places the organism in Eukaryota, Metazoa, Arthropoda, Insecta, Coleoptera, Coccinellidae.
AAAUCAUGUAAAUGAAAUUCAUCUAUAUAGAAUAUAAAAAUUUCAUUAAAAUCGAAAAAAAAUGUUUGAAUUUUUUUCAUCCCAAAAGUGAUUACCAUGCUUCCACUACCUUUGGAAGAGCAGCUUCCACUACUUUCGAAAGAACAGCUUCCACUACUUUCGGAAGAACAGUUUCUUACUUCUCUAUUUGAAAUAGGUCUGGUUUAUCUAGAUUUAUUAUAUAGUGUAAUAAUAAAGAAGGUACUCUUCUUAGUUUGACUUUUGUCUAAACAAUCAUCAUAGCACUUCUUAUUCUUCGAUGUUCCAACGGAGUGUUUCUCUAUUUCAUAAAUCAUGAUUUCGACCUCUAACCUAUGGGGAUAUUUCUAGGGUCGAGCCAAUUGGAUGAAUUAAAAAUGUUCUUAAAUCGUAUAUACAUUCUUCGAAAAUAGGUAUACACCAAUUUUGAUGUUCUAAAUAAAAUCAGAUGAUAAUUGAAAUAAAACAAUUUUUAUGCAUAAUAUUUUAAUAUUUUUCAUUGGUAUAUUACAAAGAAUUUAAAUUUAGAAGAAAUAAGAUUCAAGUGCAUAAUUUCAAUGUUGACAGGAAGCAUGCAUGCUAAUCAAUCUGAAUUGGAAAAUAAUGUCAAAUUUAGAUUUUCUUUUGUUUCAACAAAAAAUUGUAAUACAGCAAGUGCAUUAUAAGCUCAACUGACACAAUACUGAAGAAAAUUAAAUUUUACAACAGCUGCUGCUAAUCUAUAAGCGUCAGAAAAAAGAGGGAGCUAAAAUCGAGAUGUUGGUGGGAUCUACUGAAGGAAACUAUUUUUAAUGUAAUAGGAAGUACCCAGAAAAUAAUUGAGCUGAAGGCGUUGUAGAUUUAUAUGGUGUGAAAUAUUGCACGAAAAUGUCUCAAGAAGAAUAUGACAAAAAACUACGAAGCGUACAUCGUUUCAUACCUUUCCUAGAAAAUAUUAUUACUCAGUUGAAGGAUCCAAAAAUGAAGAAUAGAGAACAGCAACUUUCUAAAAUGGAGUCUCUGUAUCAAAUGAUUAUGGAUAAAAAUAAAAAGUUGAAAUUAGAAACCUUGAAUAAAUGCGAAGAUGUCAUUAUCAAAUUAUUUUACAAGGUGAGAGGAAAAAAUGCUAUCCUUCCACCCAUAUACAAUAUGAAUACAACUAAUAAGCAAGGAGAUAAAAGAAAAUCAAUCGACUUAUAUAGUCUGGCUGGGGAAACUAUAAAUAAACAAGACACUUUCAACGAAUUAUAUGGCGGCACCAGCAGUGGUAAUUUAAAGUCUCCAAGAAGACCACCUAUAUCGUAUUCCGACCUUGAAUGUUUAGAGAAGGAUGUAGCUCACGAACUGGAGAAGAAAAUGUCCCUCCAAGAGCUGAAUACACUGAGAUAUCGUUUGUGUAGAGAGCUUGAAGGAUCGAAACCAGACGAAAUUAACACAACCGUAAGGAAUAAACCAGUCCCAACCAAGUUGAACCCAACUUCUCCCGAUAAGAAUAGGAAAAAGGCGGAAAUAACAAUGAACGUUCAGCAAAAAAACGAGCCCUCAGUUACGAAAAAAAUUGAUUCAAAACCAACAGCGCCGAAGGUACUAAAAGAGGCCGGUGACCUAUUUGGCAAUGCGUUUUCCGAAAUUGACAAAAGCUACGGAUUGGGAUCGAAGAAAAAAGACGAUUCAAAAUACAAUAAAGAGAAGAAAGAUGUCGAAAUGGAAAACGAGAAAGCAUCGUUGAAGCAAUUGUCGGAAAAAGCAGCCCAAUUAAGGAGAAACGUAAAACCGAUAGAGAACGAGAAAGUUGAAAAAACUUCUAAUGGAACGAAAUACCCUUUCGAAAGUAUCGAUGUGACACCAUUGAGAACAAAUGAUUCUGAUAAUGUUCCUUUGAGACCUGUCAAUACUAGAAAUAAUGAUGUUAAAGACAAAGAAAAAAGCGUUUCUGUGAAUGUACCGAAAAUCGAUAAUUCCAAAGAGGAACCUAAAAAAGAAAAAAACGAAAUCGAUGAUUUCAAAGAAAAGAAUAAAAAGGAAAAAAAUGAAAUCGGCGAAUUCAAAGAGAAGAAUGAAAGAGGAAAAAGCGAAAAGGAUUAUUCCAAAGAAAAAAACAAAUCUACUACUGAUUCAAACAUGAUUCCUUUGAAAAUUCCAAACAACAGAGCCGUCGAUUCUUCAGAAAAUAAAGAAAAAAGUAAAUCUAGCACAGAUGUUUCAAAUAUUACAAACAUGAUUCCUUUGAAAAUUCCAAACAACAAAGCCGUCGAUUCUUCAAAAAAUGAAGAAAGAAGUAAAUCUAGCACAGAUGUUUCAAAUAUUACAAACAUGAUUCCUUUGAAAAAUCCAAACAACAAAGCCGUCGAUUCUUCAGAAAAUAAAGAAAAAAGUAAAUCUAGCACAAAUGUUUCAAAUAUUACAAACAUGAUUCCUUUGAAAAUUCCAAACAACAAAGCCGUCGAUUCUUCAAAAAAUAAAGAAAGAAGUAAAUCUAGCACAGAUGUUUCAAAUAUUACAAACAUGAUUCCUUUGAAAAAUCCAAACAACAAAGCCGUCGAUUCUUCAGAAAAUAAAGAAAAAAGUAAAUCUAGCACAGAUGUUUCAAAUAUUACUAACAAUGGUGAUUGUAAAGAUCAGGCGAAAACAACAAUUAAAGAGACAGGUUCUGAGGCUGAUACUGUUUCUCUUAAAAUUACCAUGUCUGACAAUGUUAUUCCGAAAAACGAAAGUAACAAAGUAAUCAACAAAUUAAUCACAUAUAAGGACAAAGAUCAUAAACAUUCGAACAAAGCUGAUCAACAUAGGGACAAGAACCGCAUAGAAAAAGAAAAAUCCAGAAAUGAAACUGAAAAAACUACACUAAAAUAUUCCGAAGAUAAAAACAAUAAGUCAAAAAGUAAAUCGAGCAAGUGUCCUAACGAUAAGGAAAAAAAACGCAGUGAUUAUAAAGAAAAACACGAAAAAAACCAUAAAAGUGAUCAUAAAAAAGAUAAGGAAGAAAAGCAUAAGGAUAAGAAUCGUGAGAAAAGCCAUAAAGAACACGAUAAAGACAAAGAUCAUAAAGAUCGUUCGAAAGACAAAGAUAAUAGAGAGAAAAAGUCGAAGUCUGCAGAAAUCAAAGACGGUGCCGCGGAGAAAAAAAGCUUCGAUAAAAAUAAAGAUUGCAAAGAAGACAAAAAAGAAAAACAAAUGAAAGAACUUGAACAGGAUAUAGCGAAAAAUGCUGCAUCGAAGCAAAAGGAUGCAACCUCAGUUGUUCGGGCUGUUCCGAAUAAGAUAACCUUCGAAAGUGAGAAUGCGAAUGUGAAAAAUUACCAAGACGACUAUGAGCAACUGACACAAAAGUUGAACGAAAUGAUUGAAACUACUACUAAAACUCAUGAGAAACCUAAAAUUGAGAAUGAACCCCAAAUCUCAGAGAAGCCUUUGAAAGAAGUCAAAGCAGAAACCAAAGCAAUAAAUAGAGAUCCGCGUCUCAAACAAGGUUCCCUUCAAAACCUUACGACCGAUAGAAUAGCCUUUAAGUACAACCCGAAGCCGAAACGACAGGAAGCUGACGCCGAUCUAGAGAAGGACGUGGUAGACUCGAUCGAGAAGAGCAUGAAAGAAUCAAACGUACCAAUGCCUCCUGCGGUCAAACUUACGGCGCCACCUGCGCCUCCGUCCGACCUAUUUUCACCGGAAUCGCCCGACGAGAUAGAUAAAAUGGCAGUUCCACCCAUUCUCAAUGACCUGCUUUUGAAUCCUAAAACCACAGGAAUGUUGAACGAGGUCGUGUCGGCUUUGAGGCGAUCGAACAACGACAGCAAUCUGAUAAGCAUAGCGACCUCGGCGAACGUGUGCAGCGGAGAAUCCAAUCAGCUCGGACAGACGUUCAACCAGACUCCCGCCCUGCGUUUCUCUCCACCCGUCCCGAAGAUCAACUUCGAGGCGCCGCCUGUAGAGGCGCAGAUAUUUUCGCCGCCGAAACAAACCAGAUGUUUCACUUCGUUCUCGGAUCAGAAGGAAUUCGACUACCAGCCUAAGAGAAACCAGGGACCGCCUUCUUCGCAUUUGAACUCGUAUGAGGAGAGGAUAGGUCAAAGUUAUUUUGGAGAGAGAACCGGAUGUUACGUCGCUCCCUCCCUCAAUUACUCCAGCCCAACCCUUAAUUACGUUCCACCGUCACCAAGUUAUGGUCCCAGUGUUUCGAGUUUCAUUCCCCCCUCUCCGAAUUACGUCCCGCCUUCCCCUAUUUACGAAGGGAACGCGGAAACCUUCAGGGAUAUGAACUAUCAAAAUUUUCAAGGAUCCAACUCCCAACGUUUUUUCGACGGCGACAGGGGUUCGAUACGUGCCAAAGGGUUACUUGGGGACGCACCAUCCAGGUUCAACAACCCAUAUCAAAAGAAUUACGAUAACUUUAAUUCUUUCGGUUUAAGAGGAAGUAGCAGUAACUUAUCAGAAACGAGACCAAACUAUUACGGUGGGUCUCGAGAUCCAAGAAUCAAUAUGAAUAGAGGCCUUCAAUAUACAGGACAAGAUAUAAGACCGAUUGCUAGAGAAAGCCGGAUGACUUAUAGAGAGUACAAGGAACAGAAGGAAAGAGAAAAAAGGGAAAGGGAAAUGCGGGAAAGGGAGAUAAAAGAAAAAGAAGAAUUAGAUAGAAAACAAAAAGAGAGAGAGGAAAUUGAAACAAAUGCAAAUUCUGUCAAAGAACGAGAGAUCGUUUCAAAUAGUCAAGUAGAGAACGAAAAAGACAGAACGUCCAUCAAAGUCGAAGAAAAAGAAAGCGAUCGAAGUAGGACUAGGGAUCGAAGCAGAGAUAGAUAUUCCAGAAAUCGUUCGUCUUCUAGAUAUAGAAAGGAUCGCGAUGAUUACAGGAGCCGUGGUGAUAGAAGAGAUCGAAAUGAACGAAGGGAUCGAAGUAGAGAAAGAAGCAGAUUCGACAAGGCUUACUCGGUUAGAGAAAAAGAUAAAGGUUUGUCUUCACCUCUUAAUGAACUGUUCAAUCCUAAGUCAACUAUUGGGAAAGGUUACAGUACCCAGUACAAAAUACCAAAGAAGAUUAAGGAUGAAGAACAAUCGAAAGAAGAUAAUGUAAAGAAUGACGACACUGCCAAAAUAGAAAAAAGUUCAGUGAAAAAGAAAAGCAGUGAUGAAAAAUUUCGACAUGAUAAUAAACUCCGAUCUGAAAACGUGACUGAAAGUAAAAAAGAAGAAGAUGAAAUUCCAGAAAAACAAAUAAAUGUGCAAGAAGUGGAACCUAAAGAAGAAACUAUAACCAAUCAAAAAAGAAAUAAAAACAUGGAAGAAGAAACUAAAAAAGAGAAUGAUGAAAAAACAACGGAAUCAAAAUUGGAUACAGAACAAAAAACUGAUAGUAAAGAAGAUAAAAAAUGUAAUAUUGGCGAAAAAAAAGAAGAAGAGGAAAAUAUACUUAGUAAGUUUUUCCAGAACCUUAUGAAAAGUGGCAAUAAAGACGAGAAGAAAGGAGCUCUUCUUUCUCUUAUUAGUACCUUCUCUGACAGCUUCAGCGAUCAACAGAUGCAAAAAAUAACCAGCAUUAUAAAAUCGGAAGAUGAUAUUGACGAACCAAAUAAAAAGGAGAAUGAACAAGAAAAACAGGAUAUACCAAGCAAUCAGUUGAAAGAGAUAAAGGUGGAUGAUAAAACUGAAAGCAUACCUGAAGGAGAUACACCAGAACAAAUAGAGGAGGAAAUUGAACCAGAAAAGGAAGAACCUGCGGAUGAGCCUAUUGAAGCCGAAGAAUUGCCAGAAAAAAAUCAGACCAUAAUAAAAAGCGAAAUUCUGAAACCAGAACUCAAAUCGAAAAUGAAGACCAAAUCCGAAUUAGAUAGAUUGCACGACGAUAUCAGAGAAAUGUUUAUUCGAGACGGGGUCGUAACUGCUACUGGAAAAAGGAUGUGCAGAAUCUUAAAGGAUACCUCCCCGCAAAAAUCUUCGACCCAAGAAAAACUCGAGGAAGAAGUUCCUCCCGAAGAAACGGAAAAAAAAAUCACAACACUAAAAAGAAGGGGUAGGAAACCUGGCUAUCGAAAAAAUAAGGAAACUCCAGAAGUAGAAAUGAAAGAACUGUCAGUUAUUUUGCCAAAGAUGUCUUUGGAUAAAAUAAAAUCGGCAGAUGAAGUUUUGGAGAAAGAAAAGCAUUGCGAGGGUGAUGAUGAAGCAGACAAAAAGGAAGAAAACUCAAGCGAAGAGGAAGCAUCUGAUAAAGAACCCGUUGAAAAAACUAGUCCGAUCAGGAGAGGCCGAUAUAAGAAGAGGAAUUCCUGGGCAACGGGAGUUAUAAAGAGAAAACCUUGUCCAAAAUCUAAAAAGCAUAAAAUUCAAGAUGUGACCGAAGAAAAGAAAUCAGUCAAGGACGCAGAGGCAGAACUUGAUAUUGAGACAAACACCGACAAGAAGCUGGACAUUCCGAAGGAGGGUUUACAUGAGAUCGACUACUAUUUGAAGAUCGGCCAGACCAGAUUACAGUGUAAAUACUGCGAAGUUUCCACUAAAUGGAUCGCGGCUCACUACAGAACUGAACAUCCGAACGAAGAGGUUCUAUCCUCGCGACUUGCCCCGCACGUGGCCAAAGCAGCUAUCGCAGACGCCAUAAAAAACAGGGAGAUAUACGAGAACGACAAGGAAGAAUCGAUGUCAAAGCACGAGUUCCUAUGCAGUUUCUGUGAAUACAAACAAAUUACUUUACCGAAAUUUUAUCGUGACCAUGUUUCUAUUCACACAGGCGAGUUCAGACAUACCUGUCCUUACUGUAGUUUUUCCAGGUCCCAUAUUAAAACUAUGCAAACUCACGUUACGGAAGUUCACGCGGAAGAGGAGGCUACUUCUAAGAAACCAUUGAUCUCCGAACGUGCUCCAAACAACAGAAAUACUUACGCUUACAUUUGCGAACUGUGUAACUUUACUCAGAUGAACUUGGAUAACGUGACGAGGCAUGUUGAAAAUUAUCAUUCACAAUAUAAAUGCCAGAUUCAUAAGAUAAAGGUGAAUUGUAUAGAAAAGAUUGAAGAGAAAACUGCAGACAAUAACACAGUUCUCUCCGAACGUCCCACAAGAAGGUUAUUGAAAUCAAAUAGUCAGCCUGAAGAGAUUACAGCGUCUCCUAGUCAGGAAGCUACCAAACCUUCAAAUAUUGAAGUGUCCCCAAAGGAAGAAGAAGCCAAAACGCUGGAAGAUGAAUCUCUAGGAAGCUGUGAUACGUCGAAUACAGAGGAAGAAUCUACCGAAACAGAUAAACCAAGAAACAUUCAAACAGUUUCAAGACGAACCAGGAAACGAGGUAAAAUAUUCAAGGCUCCCCCCAGUCCUGUUAAAAAAAGAUUGAAGAGGCGAUGUACUUUGAACAGGCUGUCGACUACUGAUUUUGAUGAUGAUACAUUUGAAGAGAUCGAGGAAAAAACGGCCAAAAAUAUAGACGAGGCAGUGUUCACAAGUAACACAGAUAUUCAAGAGGAAAAUAAAAGGAUUGAAGAAGAACGUUUGAAGACGAUGCAAGAUAUCAACAGCACCAUUAAGUUGAGAACUUCCUCCGAUUUCGUUGAAAAACUCAGUCAUAAAUUGAAGCAAGAGGAGGAGGUUACAGUGAAACAAGAAGUUGAAGAAAUUAUUGAGAAUGUUUUAGAGAAGACACCAGUCAAAGAUUUGCCAGUGUUUGAAAAAUCCGGUAUUCAGAUUAGAGAAGCGGAGCCAGUUUCUAUACGCCAAGAAACUUCGCCGAAGAUGGGAAAGGAUAGCGGUAAGGUGAACCCCAUAAAUGGUGUGAUAGAAAAACUACAAGGCAUACUAGGCAAUCCACCUACAUCCUGCGAUAAUGUUGCAUCUCCGAAUAUUCCAUCUGAGGAAUUAUCCUUGCCUUCUAUAGAGCCAACUUUCGACGAUAAUCCUCCUUCUUUAGAAAUAGCUGAAACUAAGAUUUUUCCUAAGGAGUGCGUGGGUAACGAAGCCAUCCUACCUCCACCAUUGAUACACAUGAAUAAUGUGGAACAGACGGUUGAAAAGAGCAAUAUGGUGAACAGUGAAAUUUUGAAUAUCGGCUAUGUGAAGGUCAUAAAAACAAUGGGUACAUAUAUCUAUGUUUGUUGUCUACCACCCUGCAUUUUCUCCUCCAGAGACCGUACUGUAUUUGCUCGUCACUGUCAGUAUAACCAUCAAUGGGACGAAAAUAGCCCUAAAACUUCGCAGUGCUUGGAAUGUGGGGAGACUUUUACUUGUUCCGAAGGCGGCAACCUUCUGACGUCCGCUUUGGAUCACACUAACAGCCAUCAUUCCAAUUUCUUGGGUAUCAAGAUCGGCAGUAUAAGAAUCAGCACUAAUCUUUUCCCAGAAAGCAGAGGCUCUUCUGAAAGACCAUCAACUCCUCCAACUAUCAGUAUUCCAUCUCCGCCAGGCAACCAACUUGGUGAUGAUAUUGAUUGUUUUUUUUCAAACGAUGAACCACCAGCAGAGACUAAUGAGGGUGAAAACCCAUUCUCUUUUAAGAUAGUAGAUGUUGUGUCCCUGGCAGAAGAUAAUUUGACUCCAUUAAAUACCUCAGAUAAGGUGGUCGAGCCCCAAAGCCCAGAUAAAGAACCUGGCCCUUCUCAAAUCCAGCCGGAUUCUUCAUCCCUAUCCAAGAUGCAAACGAUGAAGCUCCUAAUGUCGAAAUGCAAAUCAAAACAAGAAGAGGCCUUGUCUAGGAAAUGGCCUACAGCCAUGAAAAAAUUUUUGAGCAACUAUUUUGACCUAUACAAAUGUCCAGAUUAUUCGUGUGUCUUUACAACAAACAAGAGAAAAAUGUUUGAUAUUCAUCUGAGAACACAUCCCAAUAAUAAGAAGAAAGUAAAUUGCCUGUAUUGUGACAAAUUGAUAGAUUUCGAUACUUCUGGAGACCAUUAUGAGAAAUUGCACGGAAUGUGUAGAUUCUCUUGUUCCUAUUGUCUUUAUAGGUGUAUAGCAAAGGACUAUAUGGACAUACAUCAGGUCUUAGCCCAUCCAGAUAUGCAAUCUAGGAUGCAAUUGUUACCGAAAAGAGAUUUGGAAGAUAAGAGUUCUAUAUCCAUCUUGAGUGAAGCAACAAAACUCUCUCCAAUUACACCUUAUUUAUGUUGUGAUAAAGAAUAUCUGCAUCAAAUCCCUUUCAUUGAACAUGUUGAAAACUGUUUGAAAAAUACCAAUUUUCGUUGUUAUUAUGGCAAAGGAAUGAACAGCUGCCAGACCCCACACAGUAAUUCAAAAGACCUGGUCAACCACUGGGGAACUACUCAUGAUGUGUACCCAUUGAAGUGCGCCUAUUGUUCUGUCGGAGAUUUUGACCUGAACGUCAUGAUGAUACAUUUGGUAUUGGAACAUCCUACCUUACCACCAGAUAUAAUAGACCGGUACAAUACACCUGUCAGUAGAAAUAAGAAACCACCAACCAUAUCUAGUGUUCAGUGUAACUUCAAAGAACUAGUUUUCAAGUUGAAGUCGUAUUCGAAUUGUCUUGUGCCUAAGACAGCAGAGAGCCUACAGCUUCCAGUAACCUCCCCCACAGUCACCCCUCCAAAGACCAUGCAGACUGCAUUUGAGAAUUUCGUGCAAAUGUCUAACUCAAAAACCAUUUCCCCUUUACCAAAAGUGGCCCCUCUUAGUAUAGCACCUUCCAUAGCCUUGCUAAAGCCCACCUCUAAAGCCAACGUAAUUAAUGCUGGUAGUGUUGUUUAUUGCUUAUCUCCAGCUCCAAAUAGUCAACAAUCUCUGUUCAAAGCUAUCGUCGUAAACAAAGACAAAACCAUGGUGUCCCAAAAGUUGCAGUUGGUAGCUCCUAUGAGUUCCAAGACAGAUGGGAAGUACCAAAUUGUAAAUAAGAUAAUGCCUAUGGCGCCACCUAAGCUGGCUCCCUUGACCGCCAUUCAGAAUAUGUCGUCUAUGAAUAAGGUUAUUUCUUCGAGCAGUGAUAUUAUAACCCUGAACUCACCUGAUGCCAGUAAUCAAGUUAAUCCUAACGUGAUUACGACGGGCAUGGAAGAGAGGUUGUGUAAUAUUCAGAAAGAUGGCAACAUCGCAGGUGAUUCAGCUGAUAUGGAGAAUUUGGAGGAACCUAUGGUGGUGAUCGAUGAUGAUUUAAAUAACGAGCGGGAUGAGGCGGUAGACCCUCUCAGCUUGGACACCGAACAUUCCUCAUCCGGUCAAGUGUCGAAGACCCCCCAACCAAAUGCGACCCCGAUGCAAGAUUACGAUAGUGACUCGAAAGACAUAGAUCAGCAUGAGAUGUUGGUGCAGAAGUCCGGACUUGUCGGCUACCAGCUCUUCCGAUGCGCCAAGUGUGAUAUGUUCUUCCCUGGCAGUUGGCAGUUCAAGGAACAUCUGAUCAAUUCCACUCAGUGCAAAUUUGAGAAUUCUCCCCAAAAACCUUAUAAGUGCUUCCAUUGUGGCAAAUAUCUGAAGCACUACACCAAUCUAUUGGACCAUUUGACUUACCAUGGCCCUCCUAGGUUCACCUGUUCCCUCUGCAACAAGAAGUUCCCGCAUGCGAACCAAGUCAAAUAUCAUAUGAAGACACAGCAUAAUGUUAUCAAUGUACAAAUGCAACCUUUGAUCCAGACUAAGGCGAAUUUGAAUAACGACAGUUUCAUAGCUAAGCCUCCUGUGAUUGGGUGCAUCAAAUCAACAAUCAAAGAAACAAACAGUGAAAUCGAUGCACAUAAAGCAACAGAGGUUAAGACAGUUUAUUAUUCUUUUGAAGCAGAUCAGAUACCUCAGAAAUCUAUAUUGGGUUAUGAUAUCACUUGCGGACAUUGUAAAAAAUUCAAAAAUAAGGUCCGAUCAAACAUCGUAAGACAUCUUCUUCUUCACCAAAAUGAUAAAGACUUCACCGUACCAGACACCGCCCCAGUGAAUCCUGUUCCUUGCCUGGAAAAAAAUGAAAAAAUGUUUGACAAAAUGUGCAAUCUUGCAAGCAGUUCUCAUACAGGAGGAAGAAUGGGGGGACAGCAAAAAGGAGAGAGCAGUAAAGAUAAAGCUAAAGACAAUAAUUAUCCAGCUUUUGUACCUAGCAACAAACGAUAUCAGUGCUGUGCUGUUGGUUGUAAUUAUUUAUGUCUAGAAGAAGGCAAUUUGCGUCAUCACUUGACAGCACUUCACAUGGAAGAUCUUAAUUUUGUCUGUGUUCAUUGCAAAAGAGAUCUUUCUGAUGCAGUUGAUGUCGACACCAUAAUAAAACACCUAAAGUUGCAUGAUCUGCAUCUGUACAAGUGCAGUUACUGCGAUUACAUGCAUAACUUGAAACACAAAAUUGAGAGACAUAUUGGAGACGAUCAUAAGAAUAAAGAGAGUACUGUUGUGACAAUAAGAGCAAUGGAUGCUGAACCAUACGAUGAUAAUCAACAACAACCCUUCAUACCAGUGGCUUUUAAUCAAAAAUUACAGAAGCCAUGGAAAUGUUGCAUGUGCAAGUAUAAAUGUCAAAUGGAGGAAGAGGUGAUGAAUCACGUCAAAAACAAACAUAAUAUCGACUGUAGAUACAAAUGUGCUUUAUGUACUUUCAAAACUAAUGGCGUAUCAGAGUUCAAGGAACAUUUCAAAACUAAUCAUCCAGAAGGUGCAAUUGAUAUCAUAUCGGUGUACCAUAAGGAUGAUGAGAACAGUGAGCAAGUCCCUGAAAAUGAUCAGUUCGAUACAACACCCUUGUGGUUGAGGGAUAAACCAAGAGUAAGACAUAUUAGGGGCAUACUUUUUGAAGAUGAUACAGCCAUGAAAAAGAAAGCAGCUCCAGUUAAAACAGAUCCAUCAAAAGAGCUAUCUGGGACCUCAACUACUAAAAAAAGGAAACGCAGCAUGAGUACAGUAAAUGAGCCUUUUAAGUUAGAAGACGAAGGGAUUCAGCCAAAGAAAGAGACAAUAGAACCAAAAAUAGGGAAUAAAGCUUUUGGAGAUGUAAUUGUUAUAGAAGAUGAUGAAGUUGAUGGACCUUCAAAAACUGACAACAAAAAAGUGGAUCCUGUAGAUAAUCAAGAUUUAAAUGACAUUGAAUUGAUCUGUAGGUUUGGCGAUUUUGGAAUGCCCUUGAAUAAACAUUUUAAGUGUCCAAAAUGCGAAAAAUACAAGACAACAAAAAUGAGAGAUUUCAUUCAACAUGUUGCUGGGGAACUGAGAUACUAUAGAUUUUCAUGUAAAAUAUGCCAAGAGAAAUUUAUCACUCUAGAAAAUAUACAGAUGCACUGCAUUGAUUAUCAUGACUGUUCUGUCAAAAGUCUUACUCACUUGCCAGUAGAUGAAGCAAUCAAUAAAUGGCUAACAUCCUUACUGAUAGAACAAAGAAAGAUUAUGGUAAGCUUGGGUUUAGCUUGCGAUGAAGUUCCAACUCAUAUCGAAGAUUUUCUUGGAAGGAUGGAGGUCCUUCCCAGAAGAACUAUUAAGUGCAAAGAAUGCGGCUUCGCAGUCUCUGGUUCUCAAGCAUUGGACCGACACAUGAAAUACAAUCAUCCCCAUAUAGCUUUCACGCCAAAAUCACAGCCACCUAAGCCUUCAGAACCUGCACAGCAAACAAGUACGUCCGGCAAGAAGAGACUUAGCGUGGCAUCUUUGGAGGGUGUUACACAACCGAAGAAGAUUAAAAUGACUAAGACAAUUCCAAUGGUGAAAGAUAAGUAUGUCUGCAACGAUUGCGGGAUUGAGUUCAAUUCGGUGCCAGAGAUGGAAUAUCACUCCAAAGAAAAUCACAACGGGUUGGUUGGGUACACUAUCAAGAAGACAAAUCUGCCAAUCAAUUCUGGAGUUCUCAGGAUUACCUACAGGUGUCGUUACUGUUCUACAACUGGCAUCAAAAGCUAUCUGGAAGUUCACAUUUCUAAUGAUCACCCUGGUCAAAAAAUUGACGUUUAUAGAUUCUCCUGUGGUUUUUGUUCAGCCAAGUUUGAGACCCUUAAAUCUUUCAAGCAACAUUUCAAGAGUCACGAUCUUCCUGAUAUGUUUUACUAUGAUGUUUAUGAUAGAAAGGUGGCAUUACAACAAUCUUCAAUCUCAACUACACCCAAAGUGAAGAUAUACAAGUGUCCCAAAUGCCCAUACAAGAGUAAAAGCAGCAAUCCAAACAAUAUAAAACUUCAUCUAACACUUCACGCAAAACCAUUCCAAUGCGGAAUAUGCCAAGGUUUAUUCAAAACAAAACGCCAGGCAAGAACCCAUCAUUUGAAUGAACACCCACAUAAUAACGAAGUAAUAACAACACUUCAGGAAAUGUUUAAGUUGGCUGACCAGAUGUUGAAAGAGAUAAUAGAUACUGCAACUAUUGUGGAAGAGAGAGAUAAUACUCUAACAGAUGACUUGAUAGAAGAAUCUCUUGAAUUAGCAAUUCAGCCUGAAGUACUGCAAAGUAAUGAUGAAUUUGUAGACAUAGAAACAAUGGAAAAUGAUAUAAGUGGCGAAAAGGAGUUGAGCAGAGUGGCUCAUAAAGAAAAAAAACAUUUUGCAAAAAAAUCAACCGGUUUAAACAUCAAGUCAGAUGAAACAAAAGAAUAUUUCAGCUUCUAUGGUGAAAAAGCGGAGUCCGUUGAUUUGAAGAAGAUAACUACUAAUUUUGAGAUAGGAGGCUCAAGAGUAAAGAUUUCCUGUGAGAAAUUGAGUAGAAUGUAUAAUCUGAAUCCAAUACUUGAAUUGAAUGACUGCAUGACCUUGAUUAUUGAUGAUGAUGAAGCAUUAACUUCUUGAUAUAAGGAUUUCUCAGAUAAUGAAGAUGAUUUUUUCCUUUUCAAUAAUGCUUCUAUUGAAGAGUUCUUGCUCAAGGAUAUAGAUUCCUUAGAUAUUUUUGAUUCCCUUUAAAGAGGGGGCUCAGAUGGAACAAAUAGGAAAUAAAACUUAAUUCCGGAAUUUUUCCAUGGACAAUGAAAAAAGAAUGUGAUGUAAAUUAUAAUGUAUAUAUGAAAAUAGUUUUCGUAUUAUGUGAGUGAGAAAAGCAAAUGUGAAUUUAUUACUUUCUAUGAAAGACUUGUUGGAAUAAGGAACCUAGGAUGAAAAUGUGAUAUUAAGGCCAAUUCUCAAAUAUUUUUGUUGAUUUCGCUCAUUGUAUAUAAUAUAUAAUAAUGAUUUUGAAACUACAUUUUUGUUAGUUUGAACGACAAUUUAAUAUUUUUGAAAAUAAGUUAAAAGGACCUGUAUUUUUUCUUUCAGUUAUAACCUAAGACUUGGACAGUUUUCAAUAAAAUUCUAAAGAAGA